Penaeus vannamei (Pacific white shrimp) is the source of this 2684-nucleotide messenger RNA. It is a transcript of the gene Es2, whose product is annotated as ess-2 splicing factor homolog. NCBI's taxonomy places the organism in Eukaryota, Metazoa, Arthropoda, Malacostraca, Decapoda, Penaeidae. The record is from RefSeq and is a predicted model, not a curated record. Gene Ontology annotation, cellular component: catalytic step 2 spliceosome.
GUUUAUUUGGUUUCGCCACUUAUAGUUCACAGUACAGACGGAGUUUGCCAAAGCGAAAGUAAACCAUGGAUUCACCAGAUCGGUCAGACACACCUGGUCAGAAGGCCAUAGAAGUGUCACAAAACAAUAUGGAAGUCUUCAAGAAACCCAUUCAGCCAGCUCCUCGGAAGAAGAAAAAAGUGUUAGAUGAAGAUAGUUAUGUCAAGGAAGUGGAGAAAAUAAUAGAGAGAGAUUUUUUCCCUGAUCUGGAGAAUUUGAAGGAUAGGUUGGAGUACUUGGAUGCCAGAGAGCAAAAUGACAUGGUCAAGUUAAGGGAACUUUACUCCAAAUACUCUGCGGGGAAGGAAACGCCUGUCCUCCGCAAUGUUGAGGAGAGUCCAGCAACUUUCGAGACUCCCUCUGAGAGCCGAGGAAGUGCAACACCCCGGAUGGCAAGUGCUUUUGGAGAAGGGUUGGAAACUCCAGAGACCAAUAGAAAAGACAAACAAAGUGACAAGGUCUCUGUGAGUGGGAAAGAGAUGUCGCUGGAUGAAUUCCUUCAAAACCACACAAGUGAAGAUAACGAGAGCUUUGAGCAGAUAAUGGAGAAAAGCGAGCAGCGCUUCAGGGCCAAGUACUAUUGGAUGUUUGAUGCAGAAGAAAAACACAACAAGGAACAUUUGCCAAAUCUAGCUUUACCAACGGCUGAGCAGCAAGUUCAAGCCUCAACCUUGGCCAUCACAGGAACCUCGGUGCAAAAUGAUACCCGGCCAAAGCAGGUGGAAAAUUGGAAAUUUGAAACAUUCAACUCUGUCAUGUUUGUGCCUGAUGCGGCACCUUUAUCAAAGACAAGAUCUGUAGAACUUGCAAAACAGAAGAAGCGUGAGAUAAGCCUUUCAAACACCAGGUUUGAGGGCAACCCCUUUACUGAGACCUUGAGCCAAGCAGCAAUGAUUGAGGCUUCAGCUAUCCAAGCCAGCAAAAAGGAAGGCAAAGUAGGAGUGGAUGGCAAGGAGCUGGGGAAAGACACCCCGAAGGUGAACGGUUAUAGCUUCGUGACAGCCCCAUCCCCUAUUCCUGGUGUGGAUGCCUCACCCCUCAUGACGUGGGGUGAGGUAGAAGGAACUCCUUUCCAGCUUGACGGCAGCCAGACCCCACUUUUAAAGAAACACACUCCUGGGCCCACGUACAGGAUGCCUAAGCUUCCCAACAGAGAGCGCCUUGGCCUCCAGCUGGCUGAAAAGGCGAGUCAGAAGCACAGGCUCAAAAAGGCCAAGGCUGCCACUGCUACCAUGACCUCUUCAAGCACUCCUGGCAGCAGACACACCCCACAGUCAUCACUGCAGAGAAUCACCUCCAUGUCUCCAGCAGCACAGAAGCUUCUCACAAACAAACUAGUAGUUAGACAAGGUACUGACAAAGCCCUGAGAGCCUCUUACACCCCUUCACCAAGCAUUCACCGAGGUUCCUCAACGCCAGGAGCUAUUACACCAAAGACUGACUAUCUCUCCAGUGCACACAGAACACACACACCGAAAAUAAAGAAAAUAAGAACCCCAUCAGCAUCUAUUGAAGAUCCAUCCCCUGGGCUCACUGAUAAUCUACUGAAUUUGCCUCGGAGAGCAAAGACAAGCCCUACGCAAGGUAGCAAUGAGUCACAGGAAGGGCCAAGAAAGCGUGCAGCUGAUUUCUUUUGAGUAUGCUGACCACAUAUAUCCAUUGAAUACUAAUAUAAUUGUCAAAUUAUGAUGCUCAAACUUUGUGUAUAAGGUGUGAGACAGUUUGUAAAGCAGAAAGGAGGGGGACUAGAAAGGUUUCAUAGUAAGGAUAUGACCUCAGUCCCAGCUCUGUUGUGCCUUCAUCCUCUUCCAUUGGCUGUUCGUUCAUUAUGUACAUUAAUUAUCCUUGCAGUACUUACCUUUCAUAGAUCUUAUCUUAAAGAGCUAAACAGUAUUCCUUGGGUUGGUUGGUUUAUAUAUACUGUUGCAAAAUUUCCAUACUGGAAGCAGUACUAUACAUCAUCUGUGUCAUAUUACUAUGUGUAUUUACACAUCUCUCUUCAGUGUUUAUGAAAUAACACUAUCAUUUCCAUUAUCUUGAAUUUCAUUUUGUUGCAAUGUUUCCUUUGAAUUAGCAUCACAGGUGGGAUUAAUUCAAAAUCAUCACAUAGUCAUACUUUAAAGUAUGAAAAUCUGUAUAUAUAUAUAUUUAGCGAAUGAAUAUUGGUGCAAAAUGUCUUGAUGUAGUGCGAAAGAAAUUCUAAAACUUCUGUUAGCAUUUUUCUCCCUUUUGUAUAAUUUAUUUUCUUUAUAGUGUCAUGUUUCCCAAAGAGAGAAGAAAUGGCAGAAACACAUUUGAUUGCCUGAAGUGCUUUAGUCAAGGGACAUGUUGAGAGGAUGUUGAAAUUCUUCAGUAGUACCAAUAUAGCACUACUAUUUUAUCGUAACUUAUCAUGUACCUAAAUGGAGAUGGUUAGUGAAUAUAUGACUGGGUUUGUAAGCAAAUACUCCACUUUACUUAUGAAUACAUGAAUUAAAACAAUUCAAAUAAGUAUGUGUUAUGUCCUGUGUUGUGAGGGGCAAAGAUAUAAUACAUGUUUGUGAAUGUAUUCAGUGUACAGGUAACUGCACUGAAAUAAGAAAUCUGUUUAGAUUUAUAAUUGUUCAUAUUGCCCUCAGAGUGAUAAUACAUUUAUUAAUAAAGAA